Molecule: messenger RNA, 1507 nt
Organism: Wasmannia auropunctata (little fire ant)
Lineage: Eukaryota; Metazoa; Arthropoda; Insecta; Hymenoptera; Formicidae
Gene: Cpsf5
Product: cleavage and polyadenylation specificity factor subunit 5
Exons: 7
Coding region: 712-1338 (208 amino acids)
Cellular component (GO): mRNA cleavage factor complex
Molecular function (GO): mRNA binding
Source: RefSeq, a predicted model, not a curated record
GGUAGUGGCUGGCCACGGAGAGCGAGCAACAGUUCGUUCGAGGGGAAGGUGGUGCAGAAUCAGUCGGUCACCAUCAACAGAACCGUCAAUUUAAAACAACCACGACCGGUCGGUCUCUCGGCAGACGCGCUAAGCAAUCGAACUCUAUCACGUCCUUCUAAAACAGAAAAAGAGGAACCACCCCCCCCCCCUCGUCCCCGUUUUCACUCUUAUCGCGGUGAACGAUCGGGCCCGUUUGUCCCUCUUUCCCUCUUGAGACCCCCGGAAUUUUAAGCAACUUGUAUCCGCCAAUUUUUUCACACGCCAAGUGUUUUGAUCCUUCAUCUGGCUGCGGCAGAUUGUACAAUUCGUGACGAUACCGUUUGCUUAAAAUUCUCAAAAAUUUAGACAGCGUCGCGCACGAGCUAUAUCGCGCGAGAUUUUGCCGGCAUUCAAUUUUGCGCGCAGCAUCGAGCAUCGUUUCCUUUCCACAGUAUCAUAAACUUAAGUCUCGAUCGCUUCCCAAUCGUUGUCCCCAUGCAUUUGCAAUGCGAGGGAUCGGUUUUGUCGAUUCUUGAUACAUAAGUGCUAAGAGACUCCCCGCUGUGCCCCUCCCCUCUCACCCUUUUCUUUUCGUUUUAAUUGUUAAAAGUGCAGUUUGUAUCUCUUAAGAUUUUCGCACAUCGCAGAUCGAACGAUCCCGAACAAGGCUGUAUUAUUUUCUAAGUUUGUAUGAUCGCCAAGAAAGCCCUGUAUAUGUUUUUACUCGUGAUCUCACUCUUCCAUUUCAUAUAUCCUUUGACAAACUAUACAUUUGGAACAAAAGAGCCACUCUUCGAGAAAGAUCCGUCAGUACCAGCAAGGUUUCAGCGAAUGAGAGAUGAAUUCGACAAGAUCGGCAUGCGGAGAAGCGUAGAAGGCGUCUUACUGGUACACGAGCAUGGACUACCGCACGUUCUUCUUCUGCAACUCGGCACAACAUUCUUCAAAUUACCUGGUGGAGAACUCAAUACAGGAGAAGAUGAGGUAGAGGGCCUAAAACGGCUCCUUACAGAGACCUUCGGACGGCAGGACGGGGUGAAGCAAGAGUGGGUUAUAGAGGACACAAUUGGAAAUUGGUGGCGUCCGAACUUUGAGCCACCUCAGUAUCCGUACGUGCCGCCACACAUCACAAAGCCGAAGGAACACAAGAGACUGUUUCUCGUGCAGCUACAAGAAAAAGCUCUCUUUGCUGUUCCGAAAAAUUACAAGUUAGUCGCCGCGCCAUUAUUCGAAUUAUACGAUAACUCACAAGGCUAUGGCCCCAUAAUCUCAUCUCUACCACAAUCUCUGUGCAGGUUUAAUUUCAUUUACAUGUGAAGCUAGAAUUAGAAGAACAAGCUCGAAAUAAUUCUGUAUUCUUAAUUUAAUAAAAUCUAUUAGAGAUUUAAUAGACUCGUAUGUACAUGAAACGAUGGCUGAUACUUGAGGAUAAUUUCUGAUCUAUGUAUAUGCUGCAUUGCGAAUUAAACCAUUUUUUUAAGUAGUA